This is a messenger RNA of Branchiostoma floridae (Florida lancelet), 588 nucleotides long. RefSeq names its product histidine N-alpha-methyltransferase-like. NCBI's taxonomy places the organism in Eukaryota, Metazoa, Chordata, Leptocardii, Amphioxiformes, Branchiostomatidae. The coding region runs from base 1 to 588 and encodes 195 amino acids. The transcript is spliced from 3 exons. The record is from RefSeq and is a predicted model, not a curated record.
AUGGGUGCUGGCAGCGUUGUCGGUUUUGAUUUAACUAGCUGUAACAUAGCCCUGGAUCUGACUCCUGUUGUAGAAGGUCUCAUCUCGAAACGCAAGCGCAACCCUUUCUGGUACGUGUGGGAUGACAAAGGAUCAGAAAUCUUUGAAAAAAUUGCUACUACAUCUGCAACGUACACACUAUGGAAAAGAGAAUUCACCUUGCUUCAGAGAAAAUGCAAUGAGAUUGCUUCCAAGACUACUUCCCCAACCAUUCUUGUAGAGCUCGGGAGCGGCGCGUCUUCAAAAACCCGUUUGAUUAUUGAGGCCAUGCUGAAACAACAUGGAUCACUAACGUUUGUGCCAGUAGACAUAGCGAAAGAUACGAUUACGAAAGUCGGGAAGGAGCUUGAACAAAAUUACCCGGGCUUGACAGUGGAGCCAUUUGGGGGGCUGUUUAUGGAUGGGAUCCGCCACCUCUCCUCCCGUGAGGAGAACAAGAUGCUGCUGUUUCUUGGUAGCAGCUUCAGCAACGUCUGCAUGUAUGAGCAGGUGGACAUGAUGAAGGAGAUACGGGCACAGCUGACCAGUAGGCAUUUAAUACGUAUUUAG